Messenger RNA from Aspergillus tanneri, 4650 nucleotides. RefSeq names its product putative Rho guanyl nucleotide exchange factor. The transcript is spliced from 3 exons. Bases 1 to 4650 code for a protein of 1549 amino acids. Gene Ontology annotation, molecular function: guanyl-nucleotide exchange factor activity. NCBI's taxonomy places the organism in Eukaryota, Fungi, Ascomycota, Eurotiomycetes, Eurotiales, Aspergillaceae. The record is from RefSeq and is a predicted model, not a curated record.
AUGGCGACCGUGACAAGCGCCCCGUCAGACCUGCCGCUGGAACAGCUCGCCCUCUAUCAUGCCUCCGAUCCGUUCCUGUCCUCCGUCUUCGUCUUCUAUGGUCCCGUCGCAACUGCCAAUGCCACCGUCAGCAGCUCGCGCAUUCAGGCGCAUAUCUUGACCCCCGCAGGCUUUCAGAGCUUCCCGCGUAUCACGAUCUCCCCCGCCGCUCCGUUGUAUGCUGCCGUCAAUCACCUACCCCGCGACAAACAGGGCGACGAGGUAAGUCGCGGUCUAGCCGUCGGGAUGUUGAAGUAUUUCGCCCAGCUCUCCGACCCCGCAAAGGAAUGCUUGCAGGUUGUCGCUCGCACAGGAAGGUCUGGGGCACAGAUCCCAAAGUUGUUCGACGAAAUGCAUGCCGCCGACCUCGCGAAUCGCAUGACCAAAGUGGACCAGACAACUGACAUCGUGCGCGACAUCCGUGGAGCCUUUCAGGAGCGCAAAGUCCCCUGGGUCGAUGUCGACGUCAUGUUUCCGCCAGGGACCAUUCAGCCACCCCAGCGGCCUAGUGGCGAUGAUUUGGAUGACCUAGCCGACAUGGAGGACAGCCUUGAUAUCCAGUACGGGCAAUAUUCGGCCCUCAUUCAUGCGCUGGGGAAGCCCAUGUUUUUGCCAACAUCACGAUUGAAAAGAGCUCCGUCCCAACCUACCAAAGUGAACCGAUCUCGAGUUUUCUCGACGAGUCAGAAGCAGGCUUUUCGCCUGACCAUGUGUGAGUUUGUGGAUACAGAAGAGAGAUAUGUGAACAAACUCUAUACCCUGGUGCGCAACGUGGCGGAGGAAUUCCGCCUCAAGGCUCAAGGUAGAGGAACCUCUAGUACGAGUCCCACCGAGUCAGACCUGGCCAAGCUCUUCCCUUCAUGUCUGAACGAGAUCCUUGAGGUCAACAUGGGCUUUUUGGAGGUAAUACGUCAUGUUCUCGAGGAAACCGAGAAAGAUGCGAUUGAAGACAUGACCCGAGAUACGGAACUGUCCUCGUCCAUGUCACAGCGCACCCCGUCAAAGGAGGAGACAGAUGAUCCGGUUGGGGCGGUGAUGUUGGCAAAUGCCCUUCUCGAGUGGUUCCCGCGAUUUUCGGGACCCUACGCGGAUUACAUGAAUGCCCACAACAGCUUCACACAUGUGUUGAACUCUUUCAUGACAGACAAGCAAUCCAGCUUCUCCAAGCGCGUGCAUGACACCGGAGAGCAGAUGCUACGAUCGUUGCUCAUGGAGCCUGUUCAGCGACUCCCUAGGUAUAGUCUAUUGAUUGAUACCAUGAUGAAGAGUCUCCCUUUGGUUCAUCCGGCAAUCCGACCAUUCCUAAAAGCACGGGACGUCAUAAACGAUAUAUGUGCUCUGGACGAUUCGUCUUCAACGAACCAUGAUCGGAGCUUUCGUCGACUAAAAGAGUUGGUGGACGGUUGGCCGUCAACCAUCUUGCCCACUGGCCGCUUGAUCACAGCGGUUGACUUCAACGAGUUGUCACCACCCUAUCAUCUCGAUCCUCCAUCCUCGGAACCGAGCGUGGGUAUUAUGUUUAUCUACAAAAAUUGCCUGGUGUUGCUUGCAAAAGCUGCUGGGAGUAAAAUCAUGGCGCGAGGCUUGCUAGCAGAUCUGGACAGUGCUGCGUCAGCGCCCAACGGCUCCCCUGGUUCGCUGCCCGCUAAUGAAAUUCGAGUGGUGCAGGUAUAUGACCUCCACUCUGUGCGUUGUAUGCAAUCUACCUGUGGCCGAAUCCUGUUCCUUGCCCCAACGUCGGCCAAAUCGGCGCCGAAUCAAAAUACCACCGUGGACCUCCUCGCGUUGGAGCUGGCUUCGAUAUACGAGGGCCGCGCCGUUCGUGUCAUUGAAGAUAUUGUGAAGGCAAAGAUUGCAGGUCGCUUCUCCGAGUCAGAGCGGGAAAAUAGCAAAUGGACCCUCCGUAGUCCCACGGGUACCGUGGGAAACCUCGGAAUCUUAGCAUGUGUGUUCGAGGACGAGAAGAGUGCAGAUGGUCAAGGGUCGCUGAUGAAUCGAACCGGGUUGUCUAAGAUUAGGAUCGUGUUUGACACACCAAGGGCCGCCUGCAGAAAUAUGUUGGAUUCUUCGGACCUGGAGGUGAUUGUUGGGGUAUCGCUGUCGGGUGAAGACCAAUUUCGAGUGGAUAUAGACUCAAUAGCUGGCACACCAGCCUCGGAUAUCGUGACUGUCGAUAGCUUCGUGCCUGUGCUCUCCAAACGCCUCCUCAAUGUGCUUUUACCGCUGCAUGGCCCUCAAAACCGGACCAUGACGGAAUCGAUCGUCCACUCCAACUUCGAAAUACUUCGCUACCUGACUGGCUAUCUUACGUCGCAGCUGAAGUCGCCCCGUGGGUUUCGCCCUCCCUCACCCACCAAGCUACUCUCAAGCCUUUUGGGUUCGAAAGAUACGAACACUCUGAAUUCCAAAGCGCCCACCUCUGCAACGUUACUGGGCGAAUUUCCCAAGAUGCCACCGCCACGUACUAACCUCUCGCGUUCCAACACCAUGCCUUCUGCGUUCUCAGGGAAGGAAGACAAAAAAGAAGAGACUUCGAGCAAAAUCUCCAUGGUUAGCGGGACCUCCUCAAAGGAGCUGGACAGCCCCUUUAGCGUCCUGGAACAGGCUUUUUCGGCUUAUGUUCUGGCCCUACAGUCUCGCAGUGGAAACAUCGUGGGGCGCACCCUCCGUGCGAGGGACAAUGUGGAUCGCUCUUCUGUCAACGAGCUUUAUAACGUCCUGCUGGAGGACCCCGGAAGGAUACAGAUGGCGGCUGAGGCGCCUGUUGACACACUUUUCGUGGCUUUUGAGACGUUCAUGGCGAACGCGUGGCGAGAGCACAUGGGGCCGGUUUUGGAUUCAUCAUCAAUGAAGUUACUUCAGAGUCAUUUCGACACUAUGUUUCCCCGAGAUUUCGACGAAAACUUCCGGAAAUUUCUUGCAGACAUAAGCCCCCAAAACCGCCGUGCGCUAGCUUCCCUGGUACGGUUACUUGCCGAGUUGCUCGACGCCUCUGGGAACGAUGGCGACCGGGGUGCUUUGACUGCGGCAUUUGCAGAGGUUCUGACGGUGGAAGGGGACCCAAUGCAACAUAUUUCCCUCCUGGAUCGUCUCGUUGAUGAUUUUGAUAACCUAUUUGAUGACUUUAUCCCCGGCGGUGCUUCGGUAGAGGGAGCCUUGAACUACGAUCAGACACAGUCCAUUUCGCGUACAGCUGGGUCUAUUGGCUCCAACGCUUCCUCAUUCCGCAAGCGUUUCGGCUUCAGCCUGCAUAGGGAUAAUUCAAAAUCGGAAGGAGAGAGCAAAGUCUCGUCGAUCCUACGAACCUUGAGCAAAAGCAAAGGCGUUGGCGACUCGGAACCUGGCACGCCGAAGGGGUCACUACUGCGUUCAAAGUCGAUAGAUAUAGACGCUAGUCUUGCUCAGUUGCUACGCCCUGGCUCGCGCGAUCGCCCCGGUUCAUCCACCUCGCAUGAAAACAUCCGACGCCCCGGCAGCUCUCAGGCAGAGACCACGUCAUUGUCAUCGAUCCGAGAAUUAUCAACAAAUGGCGUGGUGAGGGUGCGUAGAAAGAGAAGGAGCUCAUUGUCAGAUCUGCGACCUGGCACGGCGUCUACAGAUACUUCUGGCAUCUCCCCACAACAGGAGCAAAGUCCUGCAACUCCAAUAUCCUCCACAAACCGUGCCCCGCAUGAAAAGACGACACCGACGGAGUUGGAACGGCCACAGACAAGCCAUGGCUCCGGGUCUACGGUCCGAAGCACAUCUCCCGCCAAAAGCUGCUCCCCUAUCCGGAUGACUUCACCAAGCCGACGAUCGCCGACGCGUCCCGUUACCCCCAGUCGGAAAGAGAACAUCGAUCCCAAGAUAUCCCAGGUGGAAAGAUCUCCACGAAAGAAGGGGGAGGGUUCCAUCUCACCCACGCAAGACGGCAAGAGACGGUUGCGAGCCACCAGCAUUCCGUCCUCCAGAAAUCCUGGAUUGAAAGAGCGGCCGGUCCCAGUGAAUGGCUCGGAUGGGAGGUGCUCCCAUUCGUCAUCGUCUCCCCAGAAGCCGCAAAAACUACGAAUGCAAAGCCCACAGAAGCUUCGAGAUCGGUUGCAAAACGAAAGGAGGACUCAGGCCACGGCGCAGCUGGGUCUAAAGGACGAAUUGGAGUUGAUCGGAGACGAAUUACGAGCAAUGAAAAUCGGGCAUAAGGCAGAGCACAGCAAUAUCUCGUUGGGCGAACCAUUCUCGCCAGAUGCAAGCGCAGCUCUUCUGUCUCGUGUUCACGAGCUCGAGACGAAAUUUGAAUGGCUCUCUGGGGAGUUCAAUGGCCGGACUUCUUCUAUAGAGAAAGAUCUAGAGUCAUCCCUCGUAGUUAGCGAGAAGCGGGCGAAAAAGCUUGACGAGUUAUACCGGGAAGCUAGCGCGGAGAACGAGGCGCUGUAUGAUCGGUUUAACUCGGAGCUGAGCAAGAUAGCAAAAGACGCUCGAUCAGGGAAUGCUGAAGAAGCCUUGAAGUCCCAGUUGUCCUCGGCAUUAGACGAAAUCGGACGACUGAAGAAGGAAAACUUCCGACUGAAGCGAGAAGUUGCUGGAUUACGGGCGCAGCAAGCAGCAGUUGCCUUAUUGAAGGCGAGUGAAUGA